AUGGCUAAUGGUGAAGAGCGCUUUCUCAUUUCUCAAACAGUUAAAGAAGAUAUCCUAACAAAUCCAGUAGAUCUAACGUUACAAUUCCCUGAUCAUCUUCUCCAUUCCAUAUUUUCCUGCCUUAAUUUUCACGAUCUACGCCAUGUCCGCCUUGUUUGCAAAAAGUGGCAUCGGAACACCCCAUCACACUUGGCUUUAAACUUUAAUGAAUCCGUCUUCCGUGAAAAAAAUCCAACUACAUACUCGGAAAACGAGUAUUGGAAUUCAAUCCGUUUUUCUCUCGAUGCUUCUAAAAAUAAGUUGAUCAAUGCUGAGAAAAGAGCAUUGCGUGUUCAAUUCAAUGAUUGCGGGGAUCUCCACGAUAUAAUGAAAUUGCUCGACGGAAACGAUUUCCACGAGGUUUAUUUGAAAAUUGAGUCAUUUCGUUCAUGCUGCUAUUACUCCUAUUUGCCCUAUAUUUUUCAGUCGAAAUGUCUUACUAUUCUACAUUUAACUAACUGUGAACUUGAAAAGCAUGUGUUAUUAUGUGGAGAAGAAAUAAUUCCAUCUUUGCAAGAGUUGAAAUUGGAAGGCGUUACUUUAUCUGAAGAAAUACUAUCCAAGUUUAUUAGUAAGUGUCCUAAUAUUAGAGAAUUGAGUUUGAUGUUUUGCUGGGGGAUAAGCUUUAUCGUAUUAACUAAGUUGGAUCAUUUGAAGAAGCUUUAUGUAUACCUUAGUUAUUUUCAUUCUUUUACAAACAUACAAGUUGUUGCUCCGAGUUUACAAGUUUUCCAUUUCGUUUUACGGAGUUACGAAAGCAGAGGUGUUCCUGUUAACAUGGAUAUACGCUCUUGUAAAAUGUUGCGAGAAUUUCACUUGGAUUGUUGGAAAUUUCCUAAUGGUCUUGAUCCUGACAACUUCUCUUCAGAUUUUCCUCAUCUUGAAACUUUGUUAAUGGGACCUUGUCAAACAGAGAAGCCUAUCAAAAUUUCGGGUUCAUCCCUCAGAAAAUGGAUCUUGUCCUUCCCACAACUAUAUGAAUGUUCAAGAAGAAGUAUAGAUUCAUCUCCUAAUUUGUCUUCUUUCCAAUAUAUGGGUUCAACAUUUCAACCAUAUUUAGCUCCUCCAAGUGAGCUUUUAGAGAACAACAAUAAUAUUGUAUUGGUUCCUAAAGUCCAUGAGAUCAUGAAUAGAGCUUGGUUCCACAAAUUGAGAAGUCAUCUUGAGAAUUUUAGCAACUACAAUACAACAUUGGACUUAUGCGUUCGUGAAGAGACAAGAUCAUGUGGACAUCCUAAAGGCAAGCCAAGUGGACGAGCUCCUACACAGCCGCUACAUCAUAUCAAACACUUAAUGGUAGACAUGAAGAAGCUCAAAUAUCAACAGGAAUAUUUGAUGGGAUAUAUUAUUGAUAACUUACUUUGGAUGUCUCAUCCAAACACAUUGACUCUAUCAAUACCAGCUAGUUUUUCUCCAACUGCAUGGGAAGUAAGCAAGAAGUUGUUUGGUAGAGGGGAUCGCAAUUGUUGCUCAGGUACUCAAGACAAGUGUUGGCGCCAUUUCUUGAAACAUUUCGAGAUUAAAAGAGAAGAAGAAAAAGAAAAGUCCAAUGUGCUAAGCUUCCCCUAUGUCCAUCCAGGAGCGGUUAAAGAAGAUAGUGAUGAAAAGAUGGACAAGUUAAUUUUCGCAUUUACUUGGAAAUCCAAUAGAUAG
Molecule: messenger RNA, 1692 nt
Organism: Solanum verrucosum
Lineage: Eukaryota; Viridiplantae; Streptophyta; Magnoliopsida; Solanales; Solanaceae
Exons: 3
Coding region: 1-1692 (563 amino acids)
Molecular function (GO): protein binding
Source: RefSeq, a predicted model, not a curated record